Plasmodium gallinaceum is the source of this 1263-nucleotide messenger RNA. RefSeq lists its product as hypothetical. The coding region runs from base 1 to 1263 and encodes 420 amino acids. The transcript has a single exon. The record is from RefSeq and is a predicted model, not a curated record. NCBI's taxonomy places the organism in Eukaryota, Apicomplexa, Aconoidasida, Haemosporida, Plasmodiidae.
AUGAAUAUUAUUAUAAAGAAAAUAUAUGACUUAUAUUUAUUAUUUUCUACUAUAAAAAUGAAUAUCUCAAAAAAAUUAAUUUUUAAUUUAUUAUUAAUAUUUAACUUAAUAGGAUUUCUAUUUAAUGACAACUUCUCAUCAAGUUCAUUAAACAAUGUGUUAUUAGUAAGAAAUCAUGAAUUAAGGGAAAUAAAAAGAAAUCUUGCAGAAAUGAUUCCAAGUACCUCAUCAGAAUAUGAAAAAAAAAGUAACGAUGGUGCAGAAUUUGGACCAAGAAGAUUUAUAGAUGUAUAUGUACAAGCAGAGGCGGAUGCAUUCCUAGAAUUAUUAGAUACUUUACGUUCAAAUUAUGAAAAGAAAGAUGAAACUAUUAAUGAAAUGGAUUCUCUCCUCAGAAGUAUUAAUUCUAGAUUUAGUUCUGAAGGCAUAAAAUUAUCGUUUGACGGAUUGAUGGAUGUACAUAAAAGAGUAGCAGAACGUGCAAUGUUUUAUGUGUCAAAUUCAACACCUCAGAUGUUUGACUUAUUAAGAAAUAUUAUUCAGAUUGAAUCACAAAUAUGUAUAGAAAUAUUGCAAACUAUAAUUAAUGAAGAUAAAAUUAUUGAUGAAGAAAUAGUAAAAUACAACGAAGUAAUAAGUGCACUCCAAGGAAAAAUAGAAGAAUCGAAUCUUUCUCUAAUUGAUGUAAAACUAAAAUCCAUAGCAUUAAGAAUACAUGAUUUUAUUGAAUGUGCUGUUUCUGUUUACAAUAGUAGAUUCGCUAAUGCUGUAGUGAAAAAUGAAAAUUAUGUGAAUGGAUAUAUUGGUAUAGAGAAAAUAGCGAUGGACAAUAUAUUUAAUUAUAUUUGUAAUGUUUGUGGUAGAAAAUGCACAGAAGUCUACCAUAACCCAAAAUUUGUAUUAAACACAAUAUAUGAGUUAUAUUUAAAAAAUAACCUUACGUUAUCAUUUGAGCAAGUCGAAAAUAUAUAUACUAGAAUAAGAAAACGAAUUACUUAUUUAUCCAAGAAAAGAUUAACUAAAAAACUUAUAUUACAUAUAGAUGUGUCUUAUAGUGUUGAAUUUGAAUUGGCUAAACUUUACACAUUUCAGGCACUUCAAAGCACUAGUGACGAAAAUGAACAGAAAAAAGUAGAAAAUGUAGAUAAAAUAAGAAGAAUGACUGAAGAAAAAUUACGUUCACAUCGUUCUCAAAUAGAAGGUCGUGAAAUAGGUAGAAUGGCAGGUAGGAUACAACAAAUUGUUUUUGAUAUCGUUAGCUGA